AGCAGAAGACUCUAAUAGGUUAAAUAGCACUUCCUGAACGUUCUCAUAAGGCGACGGAAGUAGUUGUUGAAACAAGGUAGGCGGUGCCUGAGGCAUCCAAUGACAAGCGGCUCCUUGAGAAGGCGGGGGGGGUACUUCUUGAAAGCAUUGUCCAAUGAAAAUUACCAACGGCAGACACCGAGACAGCGCCGGGGCGGUGGGUACGAUGGAGAAUUUCACGGCACUGUUUGGGGCUCAGGCUGACCCACCACCGCCCCCAACCGCACUCGGCUUCGGACCAGGAAAGCCUCCACCCCCGCCACCGCCUCCUGCGGGCGGGGGACCCGGCACGGCCCCGCCUCCCGCCGCGGCCACGGCCCCUCCUGGCGCGGACAAGUCAGGAGCUGGCUGUGGCCCUUUUUACCUCAUGAGGGAACUGCCAGGUAGCACAGAGCUGACAGGCAGCACGAAUCUGAUCACACACUACAACUUGGAACAAGCCUAUAAUAAAUUCUGUGGGAAGAAGGUGAAGGAGAAGCUAAGUAACUUCCUGCCUGACCUGCCAGGGAUGAUUGAUCUGCCUGGUUCCCAUGAUAACAGCAGCCUCCGCUCUCUCAUUGAGAAGCCCCCUAUUCUCAGUAGCUCUUUUAAUCCUAUCACAGGGACCAUGCUGGCCGGCUUCCGCCUCCACACUGGCCCGUUGCCGGAGCAGUGUCGUCUGAUGCAUAUUCAGCCUCCCAAGAAGAAGAAUAAGCACAAGCACAAACAGAGCCGUACCCAGGAUCCUGUCCCCCCAGAAACACCAUCUGAUUCAGAUCACAAGAAGAAGAAAAAGAAAAAAGAAGAGGAUCCUGAACGGAAAAGGAAGAAGAAAGAGAAGAAGAAAAAGAAGAAUCGACAUAGUCCAGACCACCCAGGUAUGGGCAGCUCCCAGGCCAGCAGCAGCAGCAGCCUACGCUAACAGGACCACUGGACUCUGCCAGGAUGGCUUUUCCUGCUGUACUGAACCUGCUGAUAAAAGCUGCCUUCCAGGCUCUUGGACACUGCCUUGGGAGCAUCCUGCAGCUGGGACAGAGGCCAGCUCCUGUUAGGCUCAGUUGAGACUAAGUAAAUUAGGAGAGAGAGGGACAUGCUUUUGUAGGCUCAUCCCAGUUGGUUUUCUCAUGGACAUCUCUUCCUCUCCGAGGAAGCUUACAAUUUUCUUCUGUUUUGUGCAAUUUGUCUGAUUUAGGACUUGUUCUGUGUUUUCUUUAAAAAAAAAAAAAUUACAUUUAUCAAACUG
This is a messenger RNA of Pan troglodytes (chimpanzee), 1261 nucleotides long. It is a transcript of the gene MED19, whose product is annotated as mediator complex subunit 19. Gene Ontology annotation, biological process: positive regulation of transcription by RNA polymerase II. Gene Ontology annotation, cellular component: mediator complex. Bases 155 to 940 code for a protein of 261 amino acids. Gene Ontology annotation, molecular function: transcription factor binding; transcription coregulator activity. NCBI's taxonomy places the organism in Eukaryota, Metazoa, Chordata, Mammalia, Primates, Hominidae. The transcript has 5 exons. The record is from RefSeq and is a predicted model, not a curated record.